UUUAUAUUUUUCAAAAUUUGGAUUAAAGUAAAUAUGCAAUCGCUCUUUGUUAAAUGUUAGAAAUGUCAAUAAAGACCUGCAACAAUCAAGUGCAAUUAAUGUAGAUAUGGGUAGACUUUUCGAUUAUGUUACUCAUGUGAUUCCCAAAUUCAUAACAGAUCUGGACCAAUAGAUUAGUAACACAAAACAGAAAUAAUACCUUAUUAGGGUAUCAUACCUUAAUUCACAAUUUAGAAAUGUAUCAAAAAAACUAGAGUUUUGUUCCUGUUCCUUAGAAAAUCGAUUAAAGAAAUUCUUUCAAAAAAAAUGAUAUCAAACCAACUAGUCAAGUGCCAACCAAAGAUUAUUUGAGCAAUGAUUCUAAAAAAUAAGAUUAUUCUAAAACAUAUGAUGUUAAUCGAGUUAAUAAUAAGCAUGACUAUUUAGAGAAAAAGAUUGAUAGUAAUGAUAAAAGAGUUGAUUAGUAAUAAAUAUAAGGUAAUAAAAGGCCCUAUACAUCGAAUUAGAAAUUCAAUUUAGAUCAAGAAAGAGGAUCUCAAAUGUUAAUUAAUUAACUUAAAGAAGAGUAAUAACAAACAGAAAGAUUGAGAGCGGAAUUAUCUUAAGCUAAAGAUAAGGAAAAAGAAUUCUAAAAAAAAUUGUAAGAUAUUUAUAAUUCACUUAUUAGAUCAAAAGUUGAAUAAGAUUAUGAAUAAAGAUCAAAAGAUGAUAAAUAAAAAAUUUAAUAAUUGACAGAUGAAAAUAAAAAUUUGAACAAUAAACUUAGUUAAGCAAACAAACAUUUAUAAGAUGAAGUAAAUAGAGUUAAAAAAUAAUAAACAGAUUAAAUUAAAAAGUUAGAAUAAGCAUUAUAAGAGAAAACUUAAGAAUUAGAAAAUAUUGCUUAAGAAUAUAAUUUAGUAUUUAUUCAUCUAAGUUCAUUUAGGAAGAGAUUUAAUAGAUGAUGGAAUAACUUUAAUAAGAAUCAUCUAUGAAAGAUUAAAUUAUAGAAUAAUUGCAAUAAUAAUUAUAAGAUAAUCAAGAAGCAUUUAAUGAAUUACAAUCCAAAUUGGCAAGUGGUUCUAAGCAAAAACAAUAAUAAUCAUCUAAUAAAAAAUCAGCAAAAAGCUAAGAUAAUGAAAAAGACGAAGUUAUAUAGGAGUUAGGAUAAUAAUUAGAAGCUAAAGAUGAAGAAAUUCAUAAAUUAGAAGGUAGCCAUUUUAUUUUUAACUAUAGAUUUAAUUGAAAAUUUCAAAUAACUUUAUUAACAUAUGAGUGAUGAAAAAUAAUAAUUAUAAGAUGAAGUCGAUAAAUUAGCAAAUGAAAAUAAUCAAUUCAGAGAAAUAUUUAGUGUAAAUAUAAAUUAUUAUUAUUAGCAAAAUCUUCAUUUGUUUGGAAUAGAUCCUGAAUAAUUAAAUGAAGAAGGAGAAGAGGCAGAAAAUGAAUAUCCUGAAGAAAUUGCUGAAGAAAAUGAUGAGUAGGGUGAUUGA
Paramecium sonneborni is the source of this 1469-nucleotide messenger RNA. NCBI's taxonomy places the organism in Eukaryota, Ciliophora, Oligohymenophorea, Peniculida, Parameciidae. The record is from the annotation of a GenBank genome assembly.